Messenger RNA from Talaromyces stipitatus ATCC 10500, 1494 nucleotides. RefSeq names its product monooxygenase, putative. The transcript has 7 exons. Gene Ontology annotation, molecular function: FAD binding; monooxygenase activity. The coding region runs from base 1 to 1494 and encodes 497 amino acids. NCBI's taxonomy places the organism in Eukaryota, Fungi, Ascomycota, Eurotiomycetes, Eurotiales, Trichocomaceae. The record is from RefSeq and is a predicted model, not a curated record.
AUGAAGGGAAAAUAUUUAAGUGAGCCCCUCCACUCGGCUUAUUGGAUAUCAGAAUAUCUUUGGUUCGAAAGUCUCCGAACUACUCACAUCGAGAAAGUUGAAAAUAUUUGCAUACCUAUGGCGGAGAAUAACCCUGAGUUUCGAGUGCUUAUAGCCGGAGCUGGUAUAGCAGGGCUAGCAACAGCAAUAGCACUCAGUCGCAUUUCAGGAAUCCCAAAUCUCGACAUCCAGCUGUACGAACAGGCUCCAGAGUUAACUGAGAUAGGAGCGAGCAUUGCACUUAGUCCUAAUGGCAUGCGGACUCUGGAAAAGCUCGGUGUCCACAAUGCACUCACAGAUGAGAAUGGCUAUCGAGGGCCAAGUGGUAUACCCCAAAUUUUCCGCCACUGGAAAACGAAUCAAGUAGUAACGGUAGAUACUCACGUCAACGUGCCCAAUCCGCGUCAUCACACUACUCGAUUCCAUAGAGGACACUUGCACAGUGCCCUACUGCAGCAUGUUCCCGGAGAGUCAAUUCACCUCAACAAAAAGGUAGCUGGUGCAGUGGCCACUGACGAUAAAGUAACUCUUUACUUUGAAGACGGAAGUGAAGCUCACGGUGAUCUUCUGAUUGGUGCUGAUGGAAUUAAAUCGAGAACGAGGCAGUCUUUCUUCCCAGAGUAUAAACUCAAGUUCAGUGGCAAGGUCUUCGCCAGAUCGACUUUCGAUGCUUCUAUAGUUGAAGGAAAAAUCCCGGAUUUACCUGCUGACUCUAUGCAUUGGUGGGGACCAAAAGAUAAUUUCUUCGCAUCAAGAUUGGGCAAGGGGCAAUACACCACUGUUGGCGCAUAUGAAGAUGGACGUAGCGCAGAAGAGCUAGAAAAGCAAGUCUCCUGGGACCAACCAGGGAACGUGGAGUUUCUCAGAGAAAAGUAUAAGAAUUGGAACCCUACUGUCAAAGCCUUGACUGAGUUAACCCCUUAUACUCGUUUAUAUGCCAAUUAUGCUGGGGAGGCCCUCCCGACAUGGGUUCUUUCGUCUCGAGCAACCUUGGUUGGCGAUGCUGCUCAUACUCAUGGUGGUGCCUUUGCAGCCGGUGGUUCCCUAGCACUUGACGAUUCGUUCGCCCUAGCAUUGGCAUGCAAACAUGUUUUUUUGGCAGUCAAACCAGUCGAAUCCAAGUUUAGGUCAUCAGAUAUCAGAAAAGCCUUAGAGCUAUACGACAAGACUCGGCGUCCACACACGGGAAGACUCCUAAAAAUUGUUCACGGCCAGAUUAAUAAGAAACCAGAAUUACACGUCUCUAGCGAAGAAGAGGAUGCAGCGCUCAUUUCGAGGAUGAGGAAUAGACCUGAUACAGUGUGGUUGUCCGAACAUGAUGUCGUGCAAGCCUUUGAGAAAGUAGUUGAAAGAACACAACUACACAGCAGUAUUGAAGGAAAUCGACAAUCUCAGCACUCUGUCCCUGUUGCAUCGGGCAGUGAGCGUGCAGGGUUACAGGCGAGCAAACUGUAA